Micropterus salmoides (largemouth bass) is the source of this 526-nucleotide messenger RNA. RefSeq names its product transmembrane protein 258 (gene tmem258). The record is from RefSeq and is a predicted model, not a curated record. The coding region runs from base 131 to 370 and encodes 79 amino acids. The transcript is spliced from 4 exons. NCBI's taxonomy places the organism in Eukaryota, Metazoa, Chordata, Actinopteri, Centrarchiformes, Centrarchidae. Gene Ontology annotation, cellular component: membrane-bounded organelle. Gene Ontology annotation, biological process: protein N-linked glycosylation.
AAGACUAAACUGAGGGUUCAAAUGGCCGACGUAAGAACGUCAACUGUACGUCACGAAAACACCAGGAAGCGAUAGUCAGUACGUGGCCUUUUCAUCUUGGACCAUACAACAGCAGCUUGCUUCAUACAAAAUGGAACUCGAGGCAAUGACCAGAUACACCAGCCCGGUGAACCCGGCUGUGUUCCCCCACCUCACUGUAGUGCUGCUGGCCAUCGGCAUGUUCUUCACUGCCUGGUUCUUCGUCUAUGAGGUGACAUCGACAAAAUACACCAGGGACGUCUACAAAGAGCUGCUGAUCUCCCUCGUAGCUUCCCUUUUCAUGGGCUUCGGUGUGCUGUUCUUACUACUCUGGGUUGGCAUCUACGUAUGAAUUUUUGGGUGACUGAUUUAGAAGAAUGACACAUUCCAGUGUAACCAAGGACAUCACACACAACACAAACUGGAUUUAAUUGGACUUCACUGACAAUAUUUUGGGAUCAUAUGGACUCUGGUUUUCUUUUCACAAGUAAAGUGGAUUUGUACAACC